Messenger RNA from Fraxinus pennsylvanica, 300 nucleotides. NCBI's taxonomy places the organism in Eukaryota, Viridiplantae, Streptophyta, Magnoliopsida, Lamiales, Oleaceae. The record is from the annotation of a GenBank genome assembly.
AUGGUACUAGAUGAGAAACCGAGACAUUUCUUCCCUGGGAAUUCUUUUUAUUUCCCUUUGACUCAGAAGCUGAUGGAACAUUGCCUUAUACCCAACAACUUUAACUGGGCGAAUGACAACUACUCCCAGUUCUUCAUCAUAGUCUUCAAGUACUUCCACCAUGUCAUAUUUAUGCAUUACUACGUCUUCUAUAAGUUCAUCCCAUUCGGGCGACCAAUUCCUGUACAGAGCCCAGACAUCCCCCUUCCGAGGAAGUAUCAGAUGAUCCCAUUAGUGCCUUUUGUCCAUUUAACCUUGUGA